Molecule: messenger RNA, 3005 nt
Organism: Oryza sativa Japonica Group (Japanese rice)
Lineage: Eukaryota; Viridiplantae; Streptophyta; Magnoliopsida; Poales; Poaceae
Source: RefSeq, a predicted model, not a curated record
CGACCAAAAAAAUUUGGAAAAAUUCCCUCCAAAUCCCCGCAUCGGCGCAUCGCCCCGCCCCCAAUUUCGAACCCUAAACCCCACCGCCUCCAUGGACGUCGCCGGCGUCGUGCCCGCCGCCCUCCCGUCGCCGGCGACGGAGGACGAGACGAUCGCGAGGAGGCGCUCCCGCCGCGUCAGCUUCGCGGAGAUCACCGCGGUGCACGUGUUCGACCGCGACGAGGACUUCGAGACCCCCCCGGAGGAGCGCGCCAUCGCCGUCGGCUACCCGUCCCCGUCCCCGACCCCCUCCCUCUCCCCCGGGAAGCCCGCGGCGGAGGAAGGCGAGGAGACGGAGGGGGAGGAGGAGGAGUUCCUGCGCCCGCCGUUCCGCUUCCUCAACAACGGCGAUGUCGACUCGUCCUCCCCUGGCAGCGCCGCCGGAUCCCUCGUCUCCAACGAUGAUGAGGAUUUUUUUGGUCCUGUGUCGAGAAGCUUUAUACAAUCUGGAAGACCAUCAGAUUCUGGAAUGUCUGAGGAUGGAAACCACGAUAUAACUUUAGAUUCAGAGACAUUCUCAAUGCAUUACCGUAACAUUGCUCCUCCAGAUGACUUUUCAGUCAAUUCAGUUGGAAGUCUAAGGACACCAAAUUCAGCAUCUACAGGGCCAUUAAAGGAACAGACUGGGUCUGGAUAUGGUGUAAAAUCGUGUAAUAGCCAUGAUGCAUUGACUGACAUGAGUCUGCUCGCAGAUAACCCUGAGCGUUAUGAUUAUGCAAAGCUUUCUCCAACUCUGAGCAACCUAUUGCAGCAAGUCGAAGAUGUCCAUGAACUAAUAUCUCCUAAAAAUGGCACUGGUACUGUAACUCCUGAUCACAGUUCAGCUUUGGCUGCCUGCAAGAAAAAAAAUAGGGAAGAAAAAUCAUCCAUUGUCAAUGGUAUCUCUUCUAGUGAGCUGGACACUAUUGGUUCUCGUAAGGAACAUGUUCCCAUUAGGAAUUCAGUACCUACUAGCACUGAUCCAAUUCAAGAGGAUAAUGCAAUGACAGUUGAUGUUAAUGAGAAAUCUCAGGUCACAUCAGAAGACAUUCUGAAUACUCCUAAAGCUGUAGUUCAGACCUUCCAAAUUCCACAAGGGUCUAUAUCCUCCCUACGCUCCAAAAGGCGACAACUUUUCAGUCCUAUUACUCAUUCCGCUAGUAAUGUGGUAAGCCAGGAUGCUUCCUCUUUGGGGAGUGAGUUUGUUAAACAUAGCAAGAGGAUUGUAGCACUGGCAGAUCGCCUGAAAUUCGGUCUUUAUGAAUCACCUGCAACUAAGAUUCAGGAGAUGCCAUGCAAUGCCCUUAUGACAGAUGACCAACCUAGCCAUGAAUGCAAUUCUAUUCAGGAUUCGGAUUUAGACAGGGGUGGAAGAAAGAGGAGUAGUAGUGAAAAUGGUCAUGCUGCACAAAAGCGCCCUCAGAAAAUAUCAAAGCCACCAAGAAGUCCAGCAACAUCACUAAAACAGCUUCCUUGUGUAUCCUUGUCUUCUAGUAUGAUGGAAGAAAACCAGAGUGUUACUCAUGGCAACCAACAGUCAAUAAAUGUUGAUUGGAACAAGGUUGCAUCCAUGGUAUCUAAUGCCACAAGUCAAGUUUUCUCAACAUCUAUAAGUAAGGUUAAACCACAACAGCUUGACAUGAUUGAAGAUAUGCUGGGGGGAAUUCAGAGGGCUAGAAACUUUAAGAGGCUUUCUACUGCUGUGAGGAUUCAAGAUUGUGGCAACGAUAAGCAGAAGAGAUUAGCUGAGGCAAGAUCUCUUGUUGACAAGCUUUUGUAUGAAAAGGCAAAGCUGCAAAUAAAUCAUGUGAAGCUGGAGAAACUGCAGAAUAGAGCACAGGUAUGCAAAGAUGGAAUCCAAGAGUGCCGCUAUUUGAAAUCCAAGAUUUCAGACCAGAAGGGUGUUCCUCUUGAUUCAACAACUUUGAUCACUGCCAGUGACAGACAGGAAGGACUUGCUUUGAUAACUGAAAAGAUGCAUGCACUGGAGAUGAUUAAAAAGAAGGUGGAGAGAGCAAGGAGUUCUCUUGAAUCUUUUUGCAACACUAAAGGUGAUAUUAGCUGCGAUGAUUUUAUCAAGGCAGCUGAACAGCAAUUGGAGAUGAGGAAUCAAUGUCGGAUCAUCAACCAGCAAGCACGGCUAUGGAAGUUGAAUGACCUUGUUAAAAGGGAGAAUAAGCGUGAUAUUGUUCUGAACUAUUGCAGUUUGUUGUUCCAAAGGAUCGUGUUAAACAUUAGUGAUAUGUCUGGCAUAUUUGUGAGUAAUUCAUUGAAUGGAACCAAAAUAGGCCAGGCAUUUCCAAAUUUGAAUGCAUCUGUGGCAUUCAAUUUUGUAUUCAAAGCUGAGGGAACCCAAAGAGUCAGUGACUUAAGAUCAUUGCAGAAGAUGACAACGGAAACAAGUUUGCUCCUGGGUAAUCUUAUUGAUGUGCUAAAAGAAAUCAAGAUGGCUAAACUGGAGUUAUUGAACCUGACGGCUGCAGCUUUUGAUAUGGCGUCCCAGACAUGUCAACUUGCCCUCUCUCUGUGCUUCAUGAGUUUCAAGAGUGGGAAGAGAAUUUCUUUCACCAUUGACAUGACAGACUUGAAUCGCGCCGUCUAUCCAUCUGAGCUGCUGAUAAAUGUGCGCGAAGCUCAGACGACGGUAGCACAACCAAGCCUGGACGAGUUUAUGUCUUCUUUAAGGGACCUUCAGUCAGGACGCUUGAUGAUCCUAAGGCUUUGCCGAAUGGGCUCUCAGCUAAUCCAUGAAUUGCCAAGCUGAGCCUGUUUUCCUUCUACAAAGUAGAGCAAAUGAUGAAUAGUGUGGGCAAUAUUACCGCCAUGUAAUAUCGUAAUGCUUGUUUCCGUAUGUAUGCAAUGCUUAGUAGCCUUAAAUCGGCAGUUUUUUCCUAGGGGACUUUCAAUCAAUCCAUUGAAAGACGUUGUAUAUACCUCUAGGAAUCAUUUUAAUUUGUUGCCAUUUGCAAGUGAGUUGUGUCUUCUUA